AAACGAGUCUGUCUGUCUUCCAGGCGCCUUGGCUGUGCUUUUCGUUUGGUGUUUGAUACCUGAAUUUAGUCUGUAUGAGAUUAUGUAAACACUUUAAAUUUCGAUAAUAAAUGAAUUAGUGAAGUGAUUGGUGGUCUGUAAAAUAUCGAUUCAUUUAAAAUCCCAGAUCUCCACUCAUCCACCCAUUCAGCAUGUCUUCGGAAGUACUGAAGAAACGCAAAACCAAAGUCCUCCGCAGUGAGGCAGGGACCCCCGAGUUGAAACGCAGCCGAGGAGAGGGAGAUCCGGAUUUGCGUGUGUACAAUGAGGAGGCUGUGCUGGAUAGUCGGAAUCCUGAACAAGACUAUGCCCAGUAUAAGGACAAAUGCGAGGUCAUCGCCAAUCUCAUGGGGGAAAUUCAGGAACUUAAAGCCAAUGGAGCCAAAGAGGGUUCAGUAGAGCUGGAGGAGAGACGGAGAGAGUGCUGCAUCCACUUUAUCACCUUGAAGAAGCUCAAUCGCCUGGCCCACAUGAGGCUGAAGAAAUCUCGCGAUCAGACACAAGAUGCUAAGCAGAGGGUGGACGUGCUCCAUCUGCAGCUCCAGAACCUCCUGUAUGAGGUCAUGCACCUACAGAAGGAGAUCAGCAAGUGCCUCGAGUUCAAGUCUCAACAUGAGGAGAUAGACCUGGUCAGCACAGAAGAAUUCUUCAACGAUGCUCCCGAUGAAAUCUCUCGUCCGCAGCUCACCAAGGACGACCCUCACCAGCUCACCCUGUCCCGGCUGGACUGGGAGCUGGAGCAGAGGAAGAGGUUGGCUGAACAGUACAAGACCUCCCUGUCCAGCAAGGAGAAAAUCCUGAAGGGGAUUGAGGUGAAGAAGGAGUAUCUGGGCAGUCUACGGCCAGGCCUGCAGUCAAUCAUGCAGGCUUCCCUGCCCCUUCAGGAGUACCUGUCCAUGCCCUUUGAGCAGGUUGCCAAGCAGGCUGAGGUGGCUCGUCACCUGCCCCCUCCUCUCUACGUGCUGCUGGUGCAGGCCAACGCUUAUGGACAAGCCUGCGACAAGAGCUUGUCUGUCCUCAUCAGUGGUGAUGUGGAUGAGGCCAGAGCCCUUUCCAAGCCGCCAGAGGAUUCACAAGAUGACGAGAGUGACUCAGAUGCAGAGGAGGAACAGAACACGAAGCGGCGGAGGCCGACCGUGGGAGGACAGCUGGACGACAAGCGCAAGGAGAUGCUGAAACGCCAUCCCCUCUCUCUCUGCCUCGACCUCAAGUGCAAAGAUGGCAACACACUGCAGCUCUUCUUCUACUAUCUGAUGAACCUCAACAUCCUGACUGUGAAGGCCAGAGUGUCCACCGCCGUACACCAGUCUCAUGCCAUCAGUGCUGGGGAGCUGCUGAACUCUGAAACCCUCUUGAACUGCAUCUACACCUCUGACACUGGCAAAGAAACCCCCAACCCUGCCAACCGAUACCAGUUUGACAAAGUCGGGAUUCUGUCCUUCGCUGACUAUGUGGCUGAUCAGGGCCAUCCUUACCUCUGGGUGCAGAGCUUGGGAGGACUGCAGUUUCCCAGCGACAACAACCCUGAGAGUGUGAUGACGGGCAGCAAGCUGAGUGCCAGCCACAUGGAGCACACCAUGAAGCUACUGAGGAGCCGGCUGCAGGCACGCCUCGCCCUGCACAAGCAGUUCAUGUCCCUGGAGAAGAACAUUGUGCCGGUGACUGUAGAGUGCCAACACCUCUUCCCUGCCAAAGUCAUCUCUCGACUGACUCGCUGGAGUGCCAUCACCUACCAGGAGUUUGAGGAGAUGCCCCUGGUGCAGCAUGUGCUGAAGGCAGGUCUGGCCCAGGACACCGACCUCUACUUCAUGGCCCAGGUGGAGAGGGGAACAGCCUGUCUGCAAGCGGUGGUGGUGCUGAACCCUCGCUACCCUGACGUCACUCCUCUCUUCUCCCUCUGCCUACUGUGGAAGGGAGAACGCACAGGACGCACGGAUGACAACUUGCGGGCUAUGGAGAGUGAGGUAAACGUGUUCAGGUCGGAACUCCUGGGCCCGCGUCCCGGCCAACAGCUCUUGACCAAUCAGCUGCAGCGGCUGUGUGUAUGUCUGGACGUCUACCUGGAGACAGAGAGCCAGGUGUGUGACGGGGUGGAGGGGCCUCGAGAGUUCCCCCGCGAGAAGAUGUGCCUACGCACGGCCAGGGGUCCAAAUCGCCUGAAGCCUUUCAAGUACAACCACCCUCAAGGCUUCUUCAGUCACCGCUGAACGGAACAUCCCCAACAAGUCUAUCUGAAGUAGCUCUGUCCUCAUACACUUUAUUUAGAGUGUAUUAAAUGAAUUUUUUAGUUGUCAUCUCUAAACAAUUAUGGUUUUUAGGUUAAGGUUGAAAAAAAUAAAUGUUCUCCAGUUUUUUUGUAUAAAAUAUCUGGUUUGUUCUGCU
Messenger RNA from Engraulis encrasicolus (European anchovy), 2421 nucleotides. RefSeq names its product THO complex 5 (gene thoc5). The coding region runs from base 192 to 2246 and encodes 684 amino acids. The record is from RefSeq and is a predicted model, not a curated record. Gene Ontology annotation, molecular function: mRNA binding. Gene Ontology annotation, cellular component: THO complex part of transcription export complex. Gene Ontology annotation, biological process: mRNA export from nucleus; positive regulation of DNA-templated transcription, elongation. The transcript has 20 exons. Lineage: Eukaryota; Metazoa; Chordata; Actinopteri; Clupeiformes; Engraulidae.